This is a messenger RNA of Lathyrus sativus (Indian pea), 1848 nucleotides long. Lineage: Eukaryota; Viridiplantae; Streptophyta; Magnoliopsida; Fabales; Fabaceae. The record is from the annotation of a GenBank genome assembly.
AUGGCGACUAUGACGAGUUUGAUCGGUCUCAUCAACAAGAUCCAACGUGCAUGCACUGUAUUAGGUGACCAUGGCGGUGGCGGUUUGUCACUCUGGGAGGCUCUUCCCUCCGUCGCCGUUGUUGGAGGACAGAGUUCAGGGAAAUCGUCGGUGUUAGAGAGUGUGGUUGGAAGGGAUUUUCUGCCUCGUGGAUCUGGUAUUGUCACACGAAGGCCGCUAGUGUUGCAACUUCACAAGACAGAUGAUGGACAACAGGAUUAUGGCGAGUUUCUUCAUGCGCCUAGAAAGAGAUUCACUGACUUCGCUGCUGUAAGGCAGGAAAUUUCAGACGAAACAGAUCGUAUAACUGGGAAGUCGAAGCAAAUUUCUAACAUUCCAAUUCAACUCAGCAUAUAUUCUCCAAAUGUUGUAAACUUAACCCUCAUAGAUCUUCCUGGAUUGACAAAGGUUGCAGUAGAGGGGCAAUCAGAAACUAUUGUUCAAGAUAUUGAAAACAUGGUUCGAUCCUAUGUUGAGAAGCCCAACUGCAUUAUAUUGGCCAUCUCUCCUGCAAACCAAGAUAUUGCCACUUCAGACGCAAUAAAAAUAGCAAAAGAAGUUGAUCCUUCGGGUGAAAGAACAUUUGGAGUGGUGACAAAACUUGAUCUUAUGGAUAAAGGAACUAAUGCCGUUGAUGUUCUCGAAGGAAGGCAUUACAGGUUGCAGCAUCCAUGGGUUGGAAUUGUUAACCGUUCACAAGCGGAUAUUAAUAAAAAUGUUGACAUGAUUAUUGCCCGCAAGAAGGAGCGUGAAUAUUUUGAGACGAGCCCUGAAUAUGGACAUUUGGCCCACAAAAUGGGUGCAGAAUACCUUGCCAAACUUCUAUCUGAGCAUCUGGAGAUUGUCAUUAGGCAGCGGAUUCCUAGUAUCAUUGCCUUAAUAAAUAAAACCAUUGACGAGCUUAAUGCAGAGUUGGACCGCAUUGGCAGGCCUAUAGCUGUGGAUUCAGGGGCCCAACUAUACACUAUUUUAGAGAUGUGUCGAGCAUUCGACAAAGUAUUUAAGGAACACAUCGAUGGAGGACGUCCAGGCGGUGACAAAAUUUAUGGGGUUUUUGACAACCAAUUACCGGCUGCUUUGAAAAAGCUCCCCUUUGAUCGUCAUCUUUCCCUAAAAAAUGUACAACGAGUUGUUACAGAAGCCGAUGGUUAUCAGCCCCAUCUGAUUGCUCCAGAACAAGGGUACAGAAGACUUAUUGAAGGAUGUUUAGGAUACUUCAAAGGCCCAGCUGAUGCCUCUGUGGAUGCUGUCCACCUUGUUUUAAAAGAACUUGUACGGAAGGCAAUUGCAGCAACUGAGGAAUUAAAGAGGUUUCCAACACUUAAAAAUGAAAUAGCCACAGCUGCAAAUGAUUCUUUGGAUAGAUUCCGAGAAGAAAGUAGGAAGACAGUGACCCGGCUAGUUGAUAUGGAGUCUAGCUAUCUAACAGUAGAAUUUUUUCGGAAGAUUAAUCUUGAAUCAGAAACAAACCCAGGUCGAAAUACCCCUAAUAAUCCUAAUCCUAAUCUGGACAAUUACUCGGAUAAUCACCUCAGGAAAAUUGGAUCAAAUGUUAAUGCCUAUAUCAACAUGAUAUGUGACACACUUAAAAAUUCUAUACCAAAGGCUGUGGUUUAUUGUCAAGUUAGAGAAGCAAAGAGAUCAUUGCUUAACCGCUUUUAUGUUCAAGUUGGAAGAAAAGAGAAGGAGCAACUUGGGGCCAUGUUGGAUGAAGAUCCUGCACUUAUGGAAAAGAGAACACAAUUAGCUAAAAGGCUUGAAUUGUACAAGCAAGCUAGGGAUGACAUUGAUUCAGUGGCUUGGAAAUAA